CUUUGCAUAAGCAGUACAGUUCUUCUCAUUCUCUAAGGAUAUAAGGAAAAUAAGUGAAAAAUGUAUCUAAAGGUGCCUGUCCUAAUUCUUUUUCUAAGCGCUUGUUCCAUCCAUGGAGGAAUUAUUCACGAUAUUCACGACGGAGGUGCUGGACAUGGCAUUCUUCUUGAACAUGACUUUGGAGGACAUGGCGAUGGAUUCGGUGGAGGACAUGGUGGAGGACACGGAGGAGGCCAUGGGGGUGGACAUAUUGUAAAACUCGGCGGUGGACAUGGAGGUGGAGGACGAGGUGGCGGAAAAGUACUGAUUGCUCAUGAGAUAGGAGAGUAUGGUGGUCAUAUUGUAUCAGGAGGACAUGGUGGAUUAGGAGGUGGUCAUGGUGGACAUGGCGGGCAUGGUGGAUUAGGAGGUGGUCAUGGUGGACAUGGCGGGCAUGGUGGAUUAGGAGGUGGUCAUGGUGGACAUGGCGGGCAUGGUGGAUUAGGAGGCCAUGGUGGUUUCGGAGGUCAUGGUGGAUUUGGAGGAGGACAUGGAGGUUUAGGAGGAGGUCACAGUGGAGAACAUAGUGGUUGGUGGUAA
This is a messenger RNA of Argiope bruennichi, 579 nucleotides long. RefSeq names its product ctenidin-3-like. The transcript is spliced from 4 exons. The coding region runs from base 61 to 579 and encodes 172 amino acids. The record is from RefSeq and is a predicted model, not a curated record. NCBI's taxonomy places the organism in Eukaryota, Metazoa, Arthropoda, Arachnida, Araneae, Araneidae.